AUGUUUUUGUUUUUCGUUAAUUUCCUCUAUAACUCAUAUCUUUUUGUGCGGUUCAAAAGGUUUUUGCAGCCCAUCCAAAUGACACCAGAAGAAUUUCGUAUGUUUGGAAUCGAUGAAAAAGAAUGUGGCUUUAAAUUAAAAGAUAUGGCUGCUUUGAAUGAUAGUUGUCAAGAAUUGAAAAACAAGCCGAAAAUUUCUCUCACACCAAAAUUCGAAAUAAGUUUCGAAAAUCAUUCUAAUCAUGGAAAUUCGUCUUUGGAUUCCACAGCUUUGUCUUCAAGAUUCAAUGACAGUAAUUCACAGUAUGAUAUCAAACCAACUGGAUCAUGGUCUUUUAAUCUAGGAACCGUUGUCGAUUCACCAUACUCAAAAAGAUCUGAUGCAAGUUUGAAUAAUUCACUUUCACAAAAACAAAUUGAUGGUAUACGAUUUCGACGAUCUAGAUCAUUUCUCAAUGAUUCUUUUAAUAAAAGUUUAUCACCUACAUGUUCCUCAUCUGUUAUCACAUCGAAAGCCGAUUUAGAUCGAUAUUUGCAAGAACAUGAACAACGUCAAGAAGAAUUGGAAGAAUUAUUUCAUGCCGAAAAGCGUUAUGGAAAUGUCAAUCCAAUUUUACAAACAAUGACCGACAUGAAUUCAGCAUCACCCACUACAUUAUCUCCAGGUCAAAAUACGAAUCAUUCUGCAACAAGACAACAAUUUUUACAAACAACAAAUAAUGAUCUCUUUAUUCAUAAUAAUUCGAUGACUCCAACUAAACACGUUUCAUUUGUUGGUAAUUCAUUUAACGAUUCUUCUAGAUUUUUGGCUCACCAAUCCCCUCCACGAACAUUAACACCUCCUUCAUACAAAUCGGCUAUCAAAAUUCAUUCGCCACCAAGUGGAAGUAGUCUAGAAAAAUCGGAAUCAUUGAACUCAAGUACACGAACUCUCGAAAAAAUUCUGACAAAGUUGAACGUUGACGAUUCUCGUUUAAAUCAAAUGGUGGAAAACAUUCGAAAAUGGAUCUCACAGACCAUAUUAGUUCGACUUUGUCGAGAAAUUGAAUCAAUAAACAAAUUGAUUGUCGAAAAAGGUUAUAUUGAUUCAAUGAUUGGAGAAACUCCAUUAAAGAAUUUAAAACAAUUAGCCGAAAGCCGUAGAACAGAAUUUCCUACCUUGGAACAAGUUUGUCCAUUCUUAGAUAUAUCUAAUGUUCGUAACCUUGAAAAUACUAUACCAUUGCAAGAAUAUCUUGUACGGCGUUUAAAAGAUUUAGCCAAAGGUGGUUGUAUGAUUGAAUUUCUUUGGGAUGGUGGUGGAAGCUAUAAUUAUCGACCAUGGAAACAGGAUUCAAUGUUAACUGAUGCUGAAUUGAUUCUUCAUGUUUUCUGUACCUAUAUGGAUUCACGUUUGCUUUUCAAUCCAGCAUUGCCUGAAGGGAAACCAUUUACAAGUCAACAUUUCAAAGUGGCAACAUUAGGAGGAAGCCCGGGCACGAAUUCUUCAUCAAUGAAAUUCAUAAAAUCUGAUACCUACAUAAAACAAGAUAAAAUUUAUCCACCACAUUAUUCAUUAGUGUUAAAAGGCGAACACUUUGAAAUUCCUCCUGGUCGAAAUAAUUUAUUUUAUGCUUUAUUGAUCUUUAUUCAUCACAUAAAAGUAAAAAAUUUUGGUCUGUUAGGACGAAUAAAUCUUGGCCCAUCCGGAUUAAAUAUUGCCUGGGUGAUUGAAUCAAAAUGACCAACGACGACAACAACAACUCUAAUGAUUCUUUUUUUGAUGGUAAUUUGUGAAGAAACAUUAUUUUUUUGCUAAUUAAAACA
Messenger RNA from Dermatophagoides pteronyssinus (European house dust mite), 1805 nucleotides. Its product is annotated as transmembrane protein 209-like. The record is from RefSeq and is a predicted model, not a curated record. NCBI's taxonomy places the organism in Eukaryota, Metazoa, Arthropoda, Arachnida, Sarcoptiformes, Pyroglyphidae.